GUAACAUCUCUCUCUCACACACCGAACCCUGUUCUAGAGAACGGAAACCUCUUUCUCUCUGCCUUUCCGUCUUUGUGAGCAGAAAAAUGGCGACAGCUGGUCUACUGGAUCAAGAUCAGUUAAGCUGCCCAAUCUGUCUGGAUCUAUUGAACAAUCCAGUGACUAUUCUCUGUGGACACAGUUACUGUAUGGGCUGUAUUAAUGGCUACUGGGAUCAGGAUGAACAUGUGGAUGUUUACAGCUGUCCCCAGUGCCGACAGACCUUCACCCCAAGGCCUGUUCUGGGCAGAAACACGAUGCUGGCUGAAGUGGUGGAGAAACUGAAGACAGGACUGCAAGCUGCUUCUCCUGCUCAAUGUUAUGCUGGACCUGGAGAUGUGGCGUGUGAUGUCUGUACUGGGAGAAAACUCAAAGCUGUCAAGUCUUGUUUGGAGUGUCUGUCCUCUUACUGCAAAACUGAUUUAAUUCUUCAUGAAAAACUGAACCGAGGGAAGGCUCAUAAACUAGCUGAGGCCACAGGAAAACUACAGGGAAUGAUAUGCUCCCAUCAUGCCAAACUUUUAGAGGUUUACUGUCGUACCGAUCAACAGUGUAUCUGUUAUCAGUGUGUGAUGGAUAAACACAGAGGCCAUGAGACAGUCUCAGCUGCAGCAGAACGAACUGAGAAACAGAACCAGCUGCAGGCAACAAAGUGGACAUCCCAACAGAGAAUCCAGGAGAGAGAAAAGGAGCUGCAGGAUCUAAGGCAGGCUGUGGAGUCACUCAAGCACUCAGCACAGACAGCAGUGGAGGAAAGUGAAGAGAUCUUUACAGAGCUGAUUAGCUUCAUCGAGACGAGACGCUCUGUGGUGAAGGAGCUGAUCCGGGAGCAGGAGAAGGCUGCAGUGAGUCGAGCUGAAGGACUUCUGGCACGACUUGAGCAAGAGAUUGCUGAGCUGAGGAGAAGAGAUGCUGAGUUGGAGCAGCUUUCACACACAGAUAAUCACAUCGAUUUCCUCCAGUGCUGUCAGGCUCUCAUUGUACCUCCUGUAUGUGAAGAGUCACCCAGAAUCACAAUUGACCCGGACACUUCUUUCGGGUUUAUGAGGACAGCGGUCUCUGAUCUGAAAGUGAAACUACAGGACCUCUGCAAGAGGGAAUUAGUCCAGAUCUCUAAAACAGUGAAAUGUGUGAACAUAGCAAAGAUUCCAGAGCUCAGAACUUUUUUCGAAGAUGUGAAGGGCAUACAGAUUGCACAGCCCCGAACCAGAGCCGAGUUCUUACAAUAUUCCUGUCAGCUCUCACUUGAACCGAACACUGCAUACAACAAACUCCAUCUGACUAAAGGGAACAGAGUGACACUGGGUACUGUGGUUCAGUCGUACCCUGAUCACCCAGAGAGAUUUGAGGUCAGACCUCAGAUUCUUUGUAGGGAGGGUUUGUCUGGACGCUGUUACUGGGAGUUUGAGUGGAAUGGGGAAAAAGGAGUUGAGAUAUCAGUCUCAUAUAAAGAGAUAUGUCGGAAAGGAUGGGGUGACGACUGUCUCUUUGGAUUCAGUAAAACAUCCUGGAGUUUUGUCUGCUUUCCCUCUGGUUACAUUAUCUGGCACGAUAAACAAAAAUUGAAAAUCUCCGCUCCUCGCUUCUCCAGAAUAGGAGUAUACCUGGAUCACAGGGCAGGAAUUCUGUCCUUCUACGGUGUCUCUGACACAAUGACCCUUGUCCACAGGGUUAAGACCACAUUCACUAAACCUCUCUAUCCUGGGUUUGGGUUUGGUUUAGGUUCUACCAUAAAACUGUGUUCUUUAUAAUGAGAGACAGAGAAGUACAAACAGCAAUUUAAAAGAUUUUUACAUAAUAAUCACUUGUAACUUGUGACUUACUUGUAAUUUUUAGAUAUCCAGUUUUUAUAUUACUGCCUUUGAGGAUCAGAUAAAUAUAAUUUGAUGUGGCAAACUUG
This is a messenger RNA of Anguilla rostrata (American eel), 1939 nucleotides long. RefSeq names its product tripartite motif-containing protein 16-like. The transcript is spliced from 7 exons. Bases 87 to 1790 code for a protein of 567 amino acids. Lineage: Eukaryota; Metazoa; Chordata; Actinopteri; Anguilliformes; Anguillidae. Gene Ontology annotation, molecular function: protein binding; zinc ion binding. The record is from RefSeq and is a predicted model, not a curated record.